GCUUGGCGAAGACAGGGAAGGGAUAGCCGGGGCUCCGGCUCUUCGAGUUGGCUGCUCCUUCGGGCACUGCUACGCGGACGUGAAGUCCGCAGGGCGGGUGGCCCUAUCCUGGGUGGCACUCUCAGCUGCGGGCCGAGGCGACAUGAGUGCUGCGGGGCUGUUAGCUCCAGCUCCGGCCCCGGCUGGCGCGCCGCCGGCUCCGGAGUACUACCCCGAGGAGGACGAAGAGCUGGAGAGCGCCGAGGACGACGAGCGCAGCUGCCGGGGCCGCGAGUCGGACGAAGACACUGAGGAUGCUAGCGAAACUGACCUGGCAAAGCAUGAUGAAGAAGACUAUGUAGAGAUGAAGGAACAGAUGUAUCAGGAUAAACUGGCUUCUCUCAAGAGACAGUUGCAACAGCUGCAAGAAGGUACGUUACAGGAAUAUCAGAAGAGGAUGAAAAAGCUCGACCAGCAGUACAGAGAGAGGCUGCGCAACGCAGAACUCUUCCUCCAGCUGGAAACUGAACAAGUGGAAAGAAAUUACAUCAAAGAAAAGAAGGCGGCAGUGAAGGAAUUUGAAGACAAGAAGGUUGAGCUGAAAGAGAACCUGAUUGCCGAGCUAGAAGAAAAGAAGAAAAUGAUUGAAAAUGAAAAGCUAACGAUGGAACUGACUGGAGAUUCUAUGGAAGUGAAACCCAUCAUGACCAGAAAGUUGCGGAGGCGACCAAAUGAUCCUGUCCCCAUCCCAGACAAGAGGCGAAAACCUGCUCCUGCCCAGCUAAACUAUUUGUUAACAGAUGAACAGAUCAUGGAGGAUCUGAGAACGUUAAAUAAGCUGAAGUCACCCAAGAGACCAGCAUCCCCGUCCUCUCCCGAACACUUGCCCGCCACACCUGCAGAGUCUCCAGCCCAGAGGUUUGAAGCUCGGAUAGAAGAUGGCAAACUGUACUAUGAUAAAAGAUGGUACCACAAGAGCCAGGCCAUCUAUCUAGAGUCAAAGGACAACCAGAAAUUGAGUUGUGUGAUCAGCUCUGUCGGAGCCAAUGAGAUCUGGGUGAGGAAGACAAGCGACAGCACCAAGAUGAGGAUUUACUUGGGCCAGCUUCAGCGCGGGCUCUUCGUGAUCCGCCGGAGGGCACUGGAUGAAUUACCAAAUUCAAACUGUUUCCUGCAAGUGGUAACUUGGAUAAAGUUUGGUCCAGACAAUUCCAAUCAAGAACCUAUACAUGUGUUAAUCUGAUCAAGAACCUGUAUGUGUGUUACUCUGUUCAAGAAGCUGUAUGUGUGUGAUUCUGAUCAAGAACCUUUACAUGUGUUUCGUUCAAGGCAUCAGCCUCAGGUAUUACACAGUGUUUGCUAUGGGUGUGGCCUAAUGUUUAUUUUACCUCCACUUGGGGGUUGUUGUGUGCUUCCCUCAACUCCCUCUCUAAGCCAGUGUCCUCUUGAACAGUUUCCAGAUUUCUGUAGCCAUACCAAAGUCAGGAUGUUUUCAUUCAUUCGGAUACCAGUAUUUAUGGAAGUCUAACUACCUAACUUACCUUAAGGUUUGAAAAAAAAAACUUCAGACUGGGGCCAGUGUAAGAUCCCAGAGGCUGGUCUGCAAAUCAGGCUACUUGUAUUGGUGUGUAAGACCCUGCAUUUAGGACUGGGUGACUUUUCUAAGAGAAAUAUGGG
Mesoplodon densirostris (Blainville's beaked whale) is the source of this 1656-nucleotide messenger RNA. It is a transcript of the gene SUDS3, whose product is annotated as SDS3 homolog, SIN3A corepressor complex component. Gene Ontology annotation, molecular function: histone deacetylase binding. Gene Ontology annotation, biological process: negative regulation of transcription by RNA polymerase II. NCBI's taxonomy places the organism in Eukaryota, Metazoa, Chordata, Mammalia, Artiodactyla, Ziphiidae. Bases 143 to 1222 code for a protein of 359 amino acids. The record is from RefSeq and is a predicted model, not a curated record. Gene Ontology annotation, cellular component: Sin3-type complex. The transcript is spliced from 13 exons.